Molecule: messenger RNA, 1872 nt
Organism: Oppia nitens
Lineage: Eukaryota; Metazoa; Arthropoda; Arachnida; Sarcoptiformes; Oppiidae
Product: solute carrier organic anion transporter family member 74D-like
Exons: 9
Coding region: 4-1872 (622 amino acids)
Biological process (GO): sodium-independent organic anion transport; transmembrane transport
Cellular component (GO): membrane
Molecular function (GO): protein binding
Source: RefSeq, a predicted model, not a curated record
UGAAUGGCUUUAUAUAAAAGUGAUACAAUAGUCGGUAGCUCCCGGCGCUGGCAAUUGUUAUCGUCGCCGAAAACAUUUAUGCUGUCACUGGGCUUAGUAGGCAUAUUACAGGGUGCAUCUUACUGGUAUGUGGCCGCCUCCCUUUCCACACUAGAGCGUCGGUAUGCCUUCGACAGUUUCUACUCUGGGCUUAUACUUAUAGCCGACAAUAUAACCGAGUUUUUGUGUCAACCGAUAUUCGGUUAUUUGGCACACCGUAUACACCGGCCUCGUAUGAUUGGUUACUGUCAAGUGAUCACAGCCGUGGGUCUGUUUUUGGCUGCCGUUCCCUUUUUCGUUUACGGUCCGGGUUAUCAUAUGUUGGGAACAACAGCAAACAAUAUUGAUUCUACCAGUACUAGCAAUAAUAGUACAGAAUUUUGCGAUGCCAAUAGAGAUUUAGACAAUCUGUGUUGUAAGGACAGGGAGGUUCACACGGCAUUGGUAUCAGUGCUAUGCAUUUGGUUUGCAACGUUUUUGAAUGGUAUCGGUUCCGCCUCCUAUUACUCGUUAGGUAUACCAUUUGUGGACGACUCGGUCAAGAAAAAGAAUUCACCCCUUUAUAUGAGUCUGACCGCAUGCCUACGUCUAUUGGGUCCAACACUGGGUUAUAUUAUUUCGUCAAUAUUUUUGCGAUUUUAUGAAAACCCAUUUUAUGAUCCCGGUAUUGAGCUUAACGAUCCCCGUUGGGUGGGCGCCUGGUGGCUUGGUUUCAUUAUGUUAGGCGUAUUUAUACUAAUAGGUUGUAUACCUAUGUUUUUGUUUCCCGAUAAACUGGUAUCGAGUAGUAAAUCCAAAGAAGCUACCGGUGCUGUAUCACGAAAGCAAACUAAACAAAACUCUAAUAGUCAGCAUGUUCCCGAUAUUAAAACUCGUUUACGACGAUUGUUGACAAACCCGAUAUAUAUGUGUGUUGUCAUCAGUACAUUCCUCCGUUUGUUUGGUGUUGUGGGUUAUAUGGCUUUUAAGCCCAAGUAUCUGGAGUCUCAGUACCACAAAUCGGCAUCUGCUGCUAAUCUGAUAACAGGUAUUGUUGGUAUUGUGCCGUCAGCUACAGGCAUACUAAUAGGCGGUGCUUUCAUCACAUAUUUUAUGCCCAGUCCUCUUGUUUUGACAUCGUUUACCACACUUGUCGAGUUGUUUGGCACAAUGGGCUUUAUUGGUGCACUAUUUUUAGGUUGUCCCAGUGCUCAAUUUUCUAACCUACCAAAUAGCAAUUUGAAUAUAUGUAACUCCAACUGUACCUGUUCCCAACACAUGUUCCAACCGAUAUGUGGUUCCGAUAAUAUAACCAAUUAUUUUUCACCAUGUUACGCUGGAUGUCCACCAAAUUCAUUGGUUAACUCAAUCAAUGGUACAAUCAAGCAAUUUAUUGGGUGUGACUGUAUCGAUGGUGUAGCCACCGAUGGCUACUGUGACACUAAUUGUGGAAAUAAUUUUCAAACCUACGUUACACUGUUGGGAUUCGGUAGUUUAGUGGCCACAUUGGCCCGAUCGGGCAAUGUUAUCAUAUCGUUUAGAAUAGUUGAUAAAUUAGAUAAAAGUUUAGCCAUUGGCUUAAGUGGUGCUAUAAUGGGCUUAUUUGCAUUCAUACCGUGUACUAUGGUUUUCGGUGCAGUGACUAACAGUGCGUGUAUGAUAUGGGAAUCAAAGUGCGGACAAACCGGUAAUUGUCUGGUCUAUGAUUCCGACAAAUUUCGGCGCCGUAUUCACGGACUGACACUUGGCCUGUAUUUUGCCGGAUCUGUGUUUGACUUAAUUGUUGUUUUAUUGUCGUCAAGGAUUAAAAAUUUAUACAAUGAUGACACUGAUGAUGAUGACGAUGAUGAUUGA